Fusarium graminearum PH-1 is the source of this 554-nucleotide messenger RNA. RefSeq lists its product as uncharacterized. Lineage: Eukaryota; Fungi; Ascomycota; Sordariomycetes; Hypocreales; Nectriaceae. Bases 1 to 255 code for a protein of 84 amino acids. The transcript has 3 exons. The record is from RefSeq and is a predicted model, not a curated record.
AUGUCUGAUAAAGAGUAUGGAGGGUUAGAGUGGGAUCAAUGGUGGCCUCGAUCGAGUAUAAAAAGGACGCUUGAUCUCCUCAAACUCGACUUUUUGUUCUUCAUCCAACAAGCUAUUCACUCCAACACAAACUCAACACUUUUUUAUAACCUUUUCGAAGUUUUCUUCACCAACAUCUUCAACAUGUCUCCCUGCUCUUGCUGUAACCACGCCGGCGCUUCUUGCACCAGCGACUGCUCUUGCUGCAAGCACUAAAUCCAUUAUUAUCCAAACCUGACAACACUUGGCUUACAUCACGGUUUCGUGACAAUGUCUCAUCGGAGUACAUUAUGAGGACGUCUCUGGAUCGGUCUCUCAUCAAGCAAGUCAGACAGACAUGGGAAUGGACAUAAUGAAAGAAAUGGUAUAACAUGCGGAUAAAUAGCUGCGACGGCCACUUUUCGAUGGUAGCGCAUGGUAGAUACCAAAUUGGAGCUUGCAUACAUUGAACUAGUGUUUGAUCACUUGUGAUGUCUUGACUCGCUAUUGACCGAAUCUUUUGUCGUUAUACUACU